CUUUUUCGUUUUGAAAGUUCGCUUUAUAUCGUCCAUUUAGUUUAACGAUUCGUUUAGGAUUUUACCACGCAAUGAAGGCAACUUGAUGUUUAAUUAAGCGUCUGUGUUAGAUGGUUCUCCGCAUGUCUGACCUGAGCAAAAGGAUACAACUGGUUCAAACUGAGUACUGAAUGGACAUUAUAACUGCGGAUAAGAAUGGCAAGUUCAUCAACAGAAGAAUCGCUAUGCGAUGGACAACACGACUUUCCGGAAAAGGCAUAUGGCAUGUGUCUUGUACAUCAGGAUUUGGUUUGUCUGCAAUGUUUAAUUGACAAGAAAGAAACAGAAUGUAAUGUGAAGCGUAUAGACAAUCUUUCACCGAGUGAAAAUAGCUUGUUUGAGGUAUUGAAAAUCAAACAAUGUCUUGCUGAACGGAAGGAUCUUGUCCAGAGUCAUACUAAAAAUGUACAUGAACAGAGAGAUGAUUUGAAAGACAAAAUUAAACAUCAUGCUGAAGAAUUGGUGCGGAAAGUGAGGGAAAAUGAAAAGAAAACUUUGCUGGAUCUUGAGACACAAUCAAAGGCUCUGCUUAUUAAAAAUGAUGAUCAUGAGAAGAGAAUUCAAGAACUUGAAUGUGAAAUAUCGGUCAAAACCAAACUCUUCUCUGAAGAUGCUGAUAGCAUAAAGAAAAAUGAGGUAAACGAUUUGCAAACAAAGUUACAAAAUAUUGCAGUUAUGGCUGACAAUACAGUAUCGGGUAGCUAUGUUGAGAAAUUGACAUUGUCUGGAGACUCGAAUGGAUUAGGCACUGUGGAAAUUAUUGACCAAAGUCUUAUCUAUGAUGUAGUGCAAGACAAUGCUGUGGAAAUGAGAGACAAAACUGGAAGAAGCCACUCGUCACAAGUGCCUGUUUGCCAUGAUGUCAUAAGCACCGGCCAGUCACCGGAAACCGGACCUAAACCUACAUCUCCGCUUCACACACCUGUUGAUCAAAACACGGCAUCUGAUGAAGUUACACCUUCUGCUGUAAAUACCGAGACUGGGCCGGGUUCUUCCAACAGAGAAGAAAAUAAAACAACUAAGACGAAGUCACGCUUUAGCCUGUUCGGGUACGGCAAAUCUGAGAACGCAAUUGAAAACGAGGACAAUAGUACUCGGGGGAAAGGCUCUACAAGGACCCAAGAAACUCGUAACAAAUAUCCAGAGUUUAAUCCAUUUCCUGGUUUGCGUGGGUCAAAAAAUGAACAUUUUCUUGUCCUUGGGAGUUCUGCAGAAGCUAAAGUUUCGAAACCAUCAAUUUCUAACAUUUUGGUAACGGAUCAAAACGCGUUGAUUCUGUUUGAUCAAAACAAACACAAGGUUAUUGUUUCCAACUUUUCUGGAAAAAUCAUGAUUACACAUGCGCUAUCAAAAGAUCCGAUCAAGCUAACAAAAUUUAAAGAAAACUCGUUUGCGAUAUUGAACUCUAAAAAAUUAAAAAUCAAAGUGUUCUCUAUUGAGAACAAGGAACUGACAAUAUCAGAUGUGAAAAUGUCUGGGUCUUUACCAAAGCCCAUCCAUGUUCUCGGGUUUGAAUAUGGAAAUGUAAAAGAUUGUCAGCAAUUUGCGCUAAGCGGGAUUGUAAAUGAAGAAGGAAGGGUGAUCUUCAUAAAUGCAGAAACAGGCAAAGUUUCUGAUGUUCAACACCAAUUCAAAAUGUCUUCGUCUGGGCAACACCACAACCCGCGAGAUUUUAGAACCUUGUAUGACUUUGAAAAGAAUGCUAUAUUUAUAUUAAACAUACGUAGUAGAACCAUGAAAUGCUUCUCUUUUGAGAAGCUAGAUUUUGAGUGGAAAAUCCAAUGCAAUGAUGAUAGUUUCGCCCCUGAUCAGGUGGUUUUUGACGAUGAAAACCUGUACAUCACAUCCAAUGAAAACAUCACGCUCUUUUCAAAGACGUCCGGAAAAACCAAAACAACACACACUGCAAACAUAGGCAAAGUGAAUGCAAUCUGUUUGAUGAAGGAUCACCGCCUUGCAAUAGUGUCGAGCGAUUCUACCGAGCCGCAGAAGUCAAUGACACUUGAAUUUAUCCCCCUUUAAGAACGAUGCCGAAUUUUGAAUGGUGUACAUAAAUAAAGUAUAUUAGAUAAAUAUAUUAAUCGGACAUUAAAGAACAAUAUGCCAAUUUAUAGAGUACUGACCUUAGAUUGUUUUAGUUAGUCUGGGGUGUUACGGUACAAUGUUGUUAAACAGAUAUUAAGUCGAGUAACUUCUUUAUUUUGUUCUUUAUUUUUUGUUUGAUUUGACUUUUUAUGAAUCAAAAUUAAGUUGAACGUUCUAUUUAUGGAAAUGUAUCGUUGGAGUUAUAGAAUGAUUGUGCUUAAACUGAGAAUAUGAAGAAACUGAUUUUCAGACGUUGGGGAUAGCUUGUGAGUGACAUGAGCUUGUGAGAGACCGUUAAAUAUUACGUAUAUUUUUGUUAUAACUGUGUUUUGAUAUGAUUCAAGAGUUGAUAUACCGGGACAAUAUUAUCAUGUGUAUUCAUUGAAAUAAAUUUUAGAAUUCAA
This is a messenger RNA of Mya arenaria, 2528 nucleotides long. RefSeq lists its product as uncharacterized. Gene Ontology annotation, molecular function: protein binding. Lineage: Eukaryota; Metazoa; Mollusca; Bivalvia; Myida; Myidae. The coding region runs from base 196 to 2061 and encodes 621 amino acids. The transcript has 2 exons. The record is from RefSeq and is a predicted model, not a curated record.